Molecule: messenger RNA, 1203 nt
Organism: Pipistrellus nathusii (Nathusius's pipistrelle)
Lineage: Eukaryota; Metazoa; Chordata; Mammalia; Chiroptera; Vespertilionidae
Source: the annotation of a GenBank genome assembly
AUGGCCGCGAACUAUUCUAAUACGAGUAAUAGAAGAGAACAUGUCAAGGUUACGACUAACUCCCAACCAGGCUUCCUGGAGCGGCUGAGCGAGACCUCGGGUGGGAUGUUUGUGGGGCUCGUGACCUUCCUACUCUCCUUCUACUUAAUUUUUACCAAUGAGGGCCGCGCGUUGAAGACAGCAACCGCCCUGGCUGAGGGGCUCUCACUUGUGGUGUCCCCUGACAGCAUCCACAGCGUGGCCCCGGAGAACGAGGGGAGGCUGGUGCACAUCAUUGGGGCCCUGCGGACAUCCAAGCUCUUGUCUGAUCCAAACUACGGGGUCCACAUCCCUGCGGUGAAGCUGCGCCGGCACGUGGAGAUGUACCAGUGGGUGGAGACCGAGGAGUCCAGAGAUUAUACUGAGGACGGGCAGGUGAAAACGGAGAGGAAGUACUCCUACAACCCUGAAUGGAGGUCGGAAAUCGUCAACAGCAGGAACUUCGACCGAGAGAUUGGCCAUAAAAACCCUAGUGCGAUGGCCGUGGAGUCGUUCAUGGCAACAGCCCCCUUCGUCCAGAUUGGCAGGUUUUUCCUCUCGGCAGGCCUCAUUGACAAAGUUGACAACUUCAAGCCACUGAGCCUGUCCAAGCUGGAGGACCCACACGUGGACAUCAUUCGCCGGGGAGACUAUUUCUACCACAGUGAAAACCCCAAGUACCCAGAGGUCGGAGACGUUCGAGUUUCCUUCUCCUAUGCCGGGCUGAGCAGUGAUGACCCUGACCUGGGUCCGGCUCAUGUGGUCACUGUGAUUGCCCGGCAGCGGGGUGACCAGCUAGUCCCAUAUUCCACCAAGUCUGGGGACACCUUGCUCCUCCUGCACCAUGGGGACUUCUCAGCCGAGGAGGUGUUUCUUAGAGAACAGAAGAGCAACUCCAUGAAGACAUGGGGCCUGCGGGCAGCUGGCUGGAUGGCCAUGUUCAUGGGCCUUAACCUCAUGACACGGAUCCUCUAUACCCUGGUGGACUGGUUUCCUGUCUUCCGAGACCUGGUCGACAUUGGCCUCAAGGCCUUUGCCUUCUGUGUGGCCACCUCACUGACCCUGCUGACCGUGGCUGCUGGCUGGCUCUUCUACCGGCCUCUGUGGGCCCUCUUCAUCGCCUGUCUGGCCCUGGUGCCCAUCAUCAUUGCUCGGACACGGGUGCCAGCCAAAAAGCUGGAGUGA